Molecule: messenger RNA, 957 nt
Organism: Acyrthosiphon pisum (pea aphid)
Lineage: Eukaryota; Metazoa; Arthropoda; Insecta; Hemiptera; Aphididae
Product: larval cuticle protein A2B
Exons: 1
Cellular component (GO): extracellular matrix
Source: RefSeq, a predicted model, not a curated record
UUUCAUUUUGUUCAGUUCGCAGUAUUUACGUCGGUCCUGGCAGCGGUGGCGCACGGUUCCCCCGUGUACACGGCCGCCCCCUAUGCGGCCUACCCCUACGAGGCUGCCCCGUAUUCGCCCACUCUAUACGCGCCGGUUCCGUACUACGCGGCGGCGGCGCCCAAGUCGUACGACGCGGACUACGACCCGAACCCGUCGUACUCGUACGCGUACGACGUGCAUGAUCAGCUGACGGGAGACUCAAAGAGCCAGCACGAGAGCAGGCACGGUGACGUGGUGCACGGGUCGUACAGCCUGGUGGACCCCGACGGCACCAGGCGGACGGUCGACUACACCGCGGACCCGCACAACGGUUUUAACGCGGUCGUCACCAAGGAACCGCUGGCCAAGGGCUACGGAGCCGCGCCCGCCCGCGCCGCUUACCCGGUCAAGUCGUACGCGCCCGCGCCAGCCGUCUACCCGGCGGCCGUCAAUGCUUAUGCGCCAAUCUACCCGGCCGUCAAGGCGUACGCACCGUCGCCGUACCACACGUACCCGGCUUACCACUGACCGGGUUCACGUGACCACCACCGCACCACCGCAGAGACCCACUGAACCAGAUUACACACUGCACAAUCACCCUACAGGUAUACCGCACAUACCGCCCACGCCCGACAGUGAACUAUCAUCACGGCAACGUGUGCAGACGCGCCGCCGUUGAGGAUAUUAAUUAAUUGCGAUAUUCUAACGAAAACUUUUAUUUAUUUAUUAACUUUUAUUACAUUUAUUAGUUUAUUUAUUUUAUUAGUUUCAUACAUAUUAUUAUUAUAAUUUUUAUAUUAUUUUAUAAAUAAUACAACAGUACCUACAUCCUACAUACUUAGUUUAUCUUGUUGUUUCUAUAUAAUAUUCAUAAACAUUAGACGGACUACAGUUGUAUUAUAUUGUCGUGCGUUACUAUUUAUAUUUUGUUAACAU